AUAGAAGAUGGGAAAAAAAAGAAAAAAAAAGAAGGAAGAAAGACCCACCACUAACCUCAUCAAUACCCUCGCUCGCAUUCCUUAAUAUCCCCUCCUCCCACAUCUUCGAUUCCAUUUUCACACACACCAAAAUACACUCUACUAUGCACAUCACUUCCUUCUCUUUCUCCUAAAAUCUCCCACCCUUCCAUUCUCUUCUCUCUUUCUCUCUCCUAAUGACACCUUUGCUCGGUCUCAUCUUCAUGGGUAUCCUCACUUUCAUCCCUCCCGACUCCUCCGCAUCUAAGCCAACCAAACAACCCCGUAAACAACACCACCAUAAAACAGAACCACAACAACAACAACAACAACAACCAAAACCCAAGUCGAAAUCGAAACCGAAACCGAAGCCAAAGCCGAAACAAGCCUCGUCAUGGGACCAAAUAAAGAACCUUCUAACUUGCAAGCAAGUAGAAGGUUCUAGAGUCCACGACCCAUCAAAACCCGCCGUAUCUUCAUCUUGUGGGUCAAUGUGUAGUUUCCGUGACGUGGUUCACGGGAAUACUAGAGUUGUUCACCGGUCUGAUAACUCUUCCCCUGAAAGUAGCUCACUAGGUCAGGAAGCUCGGCUCCUGCACCGGCGUAAGACCGGCCCAGGCUCCGUUUCCAGUCGGUCCUUGUCGGGUUCGGUUAGAUCGGGCACCAGUGUCACCACAACACAUUCUGUGUCCUCUAGAGGAAUGCCCUUGAGGAAGUUGUCCGGGUGUUAUGAGUGCCAUAUGAUUGUUGAUCCUAGCAGGUACCCAAUAAUACCAAGGUCAACAGUUUGUGCAUGCCCACAUUGUGGAGAAGUUUUUCCAAAAAUUGAAAGCUUGGAGCAUCAUCAAGCAGUUAGGCAUGCAGUGUCGGAGCUGGGACCGGAGGAUUCGGGUAGAAAUAUAGUGGAAAUAAUAUUCAAGUCAAGCUGGCUAAAAAAGGAUAACCCAAUAUGCAAGAUCGAACGGAUACUAAAGGUUGAAAAUACACAAAGAACAAUCCAACGGUUCGAAGAUUGCAGAGAUAUGGUGAAGUUGAGAGCAAAUAACAACACAAAGAAGAAUCCAAGAUGCGCCGCUGACGGGAAUGAGCUACUAAGAUUCCAUUGUACUACUCUUACUUGUUCUCUGGGCGCACGUGCUUCUUCUAACCUUUGUGGUUCCGUUCCUGGUUGCGGCGUUUGUACCAUUAUUAGGCAUGGGUUUCAAGGAAACAAGGGAGUGAGGACAACAGCGAGUAGUGGAAAGGCCCAUGAUUCGUUAUUAGAUUGUACGGAUGGACGUAAGGCAAUGCUUGUGUGCCGUGUAAUAGCUGGUAGAGUGAAGCGCAGCGCCAACGAUGCUCCGGCAGAAGAGGAGAUCAUGUCUCUUGACGGUCAAUCCGGUAACACCACUUAUGACUCGGUAGCCGGGUCUUCCGGAAUCUACUCUAGUCUAGAAGACUUGGUGGUCACUAAUCCCAAGGCUAUUCUUCCUUGCUUUGUAGUCAUUUAUAAAACCCUCACCACAACCUAACUUAAUUAAUCGUCGCAUUUUAUUAAUGUCGGCUAACUUGCAGAAAAAAAAGGUUAUCCAUGCCUCGACCUUAAAAAGUACUUGUGUAUUUUGAUCCCGUAAAUUAUAUUUAAGUAGUGUAACAAGUUAAUUAGAAUCUUUGUUUCUUGUUAUUGUUGUUGUAUGUGGUUGUACAUAUAAUUAAUUGUACGUAUAAUGUAUUUACGUGUUUUUUCA
Messenger RNA from Spinacia oleracea (spinach), 1745 nucleotides. RefSeq lists its product as uncharacterized. The record is from RefSeq and is a predicted model, not a curated record. The transcript is spliced from 4 exons. The coding region runs from base 216 to 1529 and encodes 437 amino acids. NCBI's taxonomy places the organism in Eukaryota, Viridiplantae, Streptophyta, Magnoliopsida, Caryophyllales, Amaranthaceae.